Molecule: messenger RNA, 1350 nt
Organism: Fukomys damarensis (Damara mole-rat)
Lineage: Eukaryota; Metazoa; Chordata; Mammalia; Rodentia; Bathyergidae
Product: alcohol dehydrogenase E chain
Exons: 8
Coding region: 16-1161 (381 amino acids)
Biological process (GO): retinoic acid metabolic process; retinol metabolic process
Cellular component (GO): cytosol
Molecular function (GO): zinc ion binding; all-trans-retinol dehydrogenase (NAD+) activity
Source: RefSeq, a predicted model, not a curated record
CAGACACAAUCACUGAUGGCAAAAGCUUCAUUAUUCCGUCUGCUUUUCCAGGUCAUAAAAUGCAAAGCAGCUGUGCUAUGGGAGAUAAAUAAACCCUUCUCCAUCGAGGAGGUGGAGGUUGCACCCCCUAAGGCCCAUGAAGUUCGUAUUAAGAUGGUGGCCGGAGGAAUCUGUCGCUCAGAUGACCAUGUGGUUACUGGACACCUUGAAUUUCCUCUUCCUAUAAUUCUAGGCCAUGAGGCAGCUGGCAUCGUGGAAAGCAUUGGAGAAGGGGUGACUUCAGUAAAGCCAGGUGAUAAAGUCAUCCCACUGUUUACUCCCCAGUGUGGAAAAUGCAGGAAUUGUAAACACCCGGAAAGCAACUUCUGUUUGAAAAACGAUUUGCCACAGCGUCAGGGCACCUUGCUGGAUGGCACCACCAGGUUCACCUGCAGAGGGAAGCCCAUCCACCACUUCAUGGGCAUCAGCACCUUUUCCCAGUACACAGUGGUGGAUGAGAUCUCCGUAGCCAAGAUCGAUGCAGCUGCACCGCUGGAGAAAGUCUGCCUCAUCGGCUGUGGAUUUUCCACCGGUUAUGGCUCUGCGAUCAAAGUGGCCAAGGUCACCCAGGGCUCCACCUGUGCUGUGUUUGGCUUGGGAGGAGUUGGCCUCUCUGUUAUCAUUGGCUGCAAAGCUGCUGGAGCAGCCAAGAUCAUUGCAGUGGACAUCAACAAAGACAAAUUCAAAAAGGCCAGAGAGGUGGGUGCCACUGAGUGCAUCAACCCCCAAGACUAUGACAAACCCAUUGAGCAAGUGCUGAAGGAAAUGAGCAAUGGAGGCGUGGAUUUCUCCUUUGAAGUCAUUGGUCGGCUCGACACCAUGGCCUCUGCCUUGCUCUGCUGCAAUGAGUCAUUUGGUGUGAGCGUCAUUGUUGGAGUCCCUCCUGGUUCCCAAACCCUCUCAGUGAAUCCUACGCUGCUGUUGACUGGACGCACCUGGAAAGGGGCCAUCUUUGGUGGUUUUAAGAGUAAAGAUUCUGUCCCCAAACUGGUGGCCGAUUUUAUGGCAAAGAAAUUUCCACUGGAUCCAUUAAUAACCAAUAUUUUACCUUUUGAAAAGAUAAAUGAAGGAUUUGACCUGCUUCACUCCGGAAAGAGUAUCCGCACCAUUCUGUCAUUUUGAGAUGAUCCGGAUGCCCUCUCUUGCAUCAAUCCUCUGAUUCGUCCAUGCCAGAUUAUCUGACUCACCAUACAGACAACAUUAUUAACUGUUCUUCAGCAACCUGAUCAAUAAAUUUCUAUUGUAUUUGUCAUCGGUGUUUACUGUAUGGAUACCAUGAUCCUAACAAAAAUUUCUUUAAGAUGUAAUAGA